This is a messenger RNA of Prionailurus viverrinus (fishing cat), 1773 nucleotides long. RefSeq names its product WD repeat domain 13 (gene WDR13). The record is from RefSeq and is a predicted model, not a curated record. Lineage: Eukaryota; Metazoa; Chordata; Mammalia; Carnivora; Felidae. Gene Ontology annotation, molecular function: promoter-specific chromatin binding; protein binding. The coding region runs from base 234 to 1691 and encodes 485 amino acids. The transcript is spliced from 9 exons. Gene Ontology annotation, cellular component: nucleus.
UCGCUGGUGUGAAUCUUCCGGGAGCUGCCCGGGGAGGGCAGGGCUGGGGUGAUGACCAUGCUAACUGCCGGGUGCUACUUCGCGACGUCCCGGCGUAGAGGGUCUAAGUGUCUAUGGCAACGGUCGUCUGGCAGAAGGGGAGGAACUAAGCCCUUUCACUUGAAACGCUGACAUUCCAGGCCCUUGUCCUGCAGGCUCCCGCGGGCGGACAGGCCGGAAGAGGAGGCCGGGGAAUGGCCGCGGUGUGGCAGCAGGUCUUAGCAGUAGACGCGAGGUACAACGCGUACCGCACACCAACGUUUCCACAGUUUCGGACACAGUAUAUCCGUCGGCGCAGCCAGCUACUGCGGGAGAAUGCCAAGGCUGGGCACCCCCCGGCACUGCGUCGGCAGUACCUGAGGCUGCGUGGGCAGCUGCUGGGCCAGCGAUACGGGCCCCUCUCCGAGCCAGGCAGUGCUCGUGCCUAUAGCAACAGCAUCGUCCGCAGCAGCCGAACUACCCUUGACCGCAUGGAGGACUUUGAGGAUGAUCCUCGGGCCCUGGGGGCUCGUGGGCACCGCCGUUCCGUCAGCCGAGGCUCCUACCAGCUGCAGGCACAGAUGAACCGUGCUGUCUAUGAGGAUAGGCCCCCUGGCAGCGUAGUACCUACAUCAGCAGCAGAAGCAAGUCGAGCCAUGGCUGGGGACACAUCACUGAGUGAGAACUAUGCAUUUGCGGGCAUGUACCAUGUCUUCGACCAGCACGUGGAUGAGGCAGUGCCAAGAGUGCGCUUCGCCAAUGAUGACCGGCACCGCCUGGCCUGCUGUUCCCUCGACGGCAGCAUCUCACUGUGCCAGCUGGUGCCUGCCCCGCCCACCGUGCUCCGUGUACUGCGGGGCCACACCCGCGGUGUCUCUGACUUCGCCUGGUCCCUCUCCAACGACAUCCUUGUGUCCACCUCACUCGAUGCUACCAUGCGCAUCUGGGCCUCUGAAGACGGCCGCUGCAUCCGGGAGAUUCCUGACCCCGAUGGCGCCGAAUUGCUCUGCUGCACCUUCCAGCCGGUCAACAACAACCUCACUGUGGUGGGGAAUGCCAAGCACAACGUGCACGUUAUGAACAUCUCCACGGGCAAGAAAGUGAAGGGUGGCUCCAGCAAGCUGACGGGCCGGGUUCUCGCUCUGUCCUUUGAUGCCCCUGGCCGGCUACUCUGGGCAGGAGAUGACCGCGGCAGUGUUUUCUCCUUCCUUUUUGACAUGGCCACAGGGAAACUGACCAAAGCCAAGCGUCUGGUGGUGCACGAGGGUAGCCCUGUGACCAGCAUCUCCGCCCGCUCCUGGGUCAGCCGAGAGGCCCGGGACCCCUCGCUACUCAUCAAUGCUUGCCUCAACAAGCUGCUGCUCUAUAGGGUGGUAGACAACGAGGGGACCCUGCAGCUGAAGAGAAGCUUCCCCAUCGAGCAGGGCUCACACCCUGUUCGCAGCAUCUUCUGUCCCCUCAUGUCCUUCCGCCAGGGGGCCUGUGUGGUGACGGGCAGCGAGGACAUGUGUGUACACUUCUUUGAUGUGGAGCGAGCAGCCAAGGCCGCUGUCAACAAGCUGCAGGGCCACAGCGCACCUGUGCUGGACGUCAGCUUCAACUGUGAUGAGAGCCUGCUGGCUUCCAGCGACGCCAGUGGCAUGGUCAUCGUCUGGAGGCGGGAGCAGAAGUAGGUGCCUUCCGGCCCUGCUGUGUCCACCUCCCCGUCCACUUCCUGCCUUGUGUUUGUAAAUAAAGUUUCUGUGGUUGUGUCGA